CCGGGUUAAAAUAUCGCGGGAAGAAAAAAUUUGCAAAAGUUGUUUGGAAAAUAUGCACAGUAAAUUACAGUUUAGUCUAAUAUUGUAGCCCAUCGAGUUCAAUAGUUGUGACAAAAUAUUCGAUCCCAAGACAUCAGCUGCAACACAUCUGAUAAGCAAAAACACACUUUAACCAAGAUGAAGAAUUAAAGAUGCUACAGCUUACAACAAUUUUACGCUAGCCUUUACCAUUUAGUAUAUUUGACAGAAAUUUUACUAACCAGUGUACUUGACAGUAUUUGACAGAAAUUUUAAUUAUCCACGCACAGAAGAUUGGAUUUGCAAUACUCUUUUUAUUACUAAAUUAUCUAAUGCUAUGGGAAUCUCAGGCCUACUCCCAUUCUUGAAGAAUGCCUCUAAACAAGCCAACAUCAAAGAGUACAAAGGAUGUACUGUUGCCAUAGAUACAUACUGUUGGCUGCACAAAGGUGCUUUCGCCUGUGCAGAGAAACUGGGAAAGGGAGAAAAAACAGACACGUAUGUUUGGUAUGUGAUGAAAUUUGUCAACAAUCUGCUGAGCUGGGACAUCAAGCCUAUCAUGGUGUUUGAUGGUUGCCAUCUGCCCUCAAAGAAAGGAGUAGAAAAGAGCAGACGAGAACGUCGAGAGCUUUACAGAAAGAAGGCAGCCCAGUACUUAAGAGAGGGCAAGAAAUCUGAGGCCAGAGAUUGCUUUACAAAAUGUAUUGAUAUUACUCCAUUGAUGGCCUUGGAGGUCAUGCAGGCAUGCAGGGCAAAGGGAGUUGACUGUAUUGUGGCCCCAUAUGAGGCAGAUUCCCAACUUGCCUACCUUAGCAAGACAGGUAUUGCUCAGGUGAUCAUUACAGAGGACUCAGAUCUUGUGCUAUUUGGAUGUAAGAAGGUGAUGUUCAAGAUGGAUAUAGCAGGCAAUGGUAUUCUAAUUGAGAGAAUGCAUCUGAACAAGGCCACCCAGAUACAGCAGGACUACUUCACAUUUGACAAGUUCCGCUACAUGUGUAUCCUAUCUGGGUGUGACUACCUCCCUAGUUUACCUGGCAUAGGACUCGGCAAGGCAUGUAAACUCUUUAAGAUCACAAGACAAGCUGAUAUGACUAUGGUUAUUCGUAAACUACCCACUACAUUAAAGAUGUCACAGUUGAUUGUACCCCAGGAUUACAUUGAUGCAUUUUUCCGUGCGAACAACACAUUCCUGUAUCAGCUUGUGUUUGAUCCCCUGGAAAGACGACUGAGGCCCCUCAAUGACUACCCCCCAGAUAUAAACAGGGCAGACCUGGACUAUGCUGGACCAUAUAUCCCAAUGGAGAAAGCCUACCAGAUUGCACUUGGAAACAUUAACGUGAACAAUGGACAGAUAAUUGGUGACUUCGAUCCUGACACUUACCAGCCACCAAAGCGAAGUGACAGCUGGACCUCACGUACUGACACCCCAUUACAUAAACUAAGCAUAUGGCACCCAAACUAUCGUAAGAUGGCUGACAUGGCACAGGUAAACCAGACUGUGGUAGAGGUAGACCCCCCUACUACUAGGGGUAAAGAAACAACUAUUUCAACUCUUCCUGGUCUGAAGAAAUUUAGCCCUAGAAAAAGACCAAGAGCCCCAGACACCCCGGAGGUUGACCCUAGCAGUAAAUCUGAACCUGAGCUAAUGGACCUCUACACCACCAUAACUGAUGAAAAUGACAUCUUCAACCCAAAGAAGAAGCUGAAAAUAACUCCAGCAUUCCACGAGUUCAAACCUGAAAACAAAGCUUACGAAGCUAACGAUUAUUUCUCCAAGAACAAAGUGGGUUCUGAAUGGGCAAAACCUAAUAAACCCAACACUGAUAGUGAUAAUGACAGUGAUGAUAACGAUACACCUAAGAGACAAAGCGUGGAUGAUAAACUCAGUCUUGCUUAUAUGGAGAAGACGACUGCCCAUCUACCUUCAUUACCAGACACUGCUGAAAUACCAACAAAAUUAGAGGAAAAACUCAAGACACCUCCUGGACUGAAUAAAUUUGCAGUAUCUACUGGAGGAAAGAAGAAGUUUAAUCUGAGUGCUACAAAGCUAAUGCCUGAGACGAAGGCAGUGAAAAGCAGAUUUUUCACAAGUACAAAUAAGUUUGCAGUAAAAAAAGAUCCAGAAGCGCAGCCAAUCACAAGCUUCUUUGACACACCUCAACCAAUCAUAAAACCUGCAAAUCAAUCAAUAAUCAAUGCACCAAAAACUACAACAGUAAAUGAAAAGAAAAGUGAACCAGAGCUGAAUGUAAAUGAUCAUAAAACAAAUGAAGUUUUGAAACCAGACACUGACAGUGCUGAAUCGAAUAAUACUACCUCUGCACAUAGACUAUUUUCAUGGGCAACAAAAUUCGAGAGUAAAUACGCAAAAUCUGACAGUGAAUCGAUUGAUAAAAACCGUCUUUCUCAGGAUAAAAACCAAUAUAAACCUGUCGUGCCAUCUAAAAAUACAGAAAAUGCAAGUCAAAAAUCUGAAUCCAGUUUAAAAUCAGAAGAUGCCGGUUCAAUAGAUACCAAUGAAUUGUCUCAAUAUAGUAAUGGAUAUAGCAUCGAUACUUCACAGAUCUCAAUGAGUCAGAUACUUGGCAGCCAGUCCCUUGGCUCUGAAACUGAGGAGACUCCAACUCCAGCAGACAUCGAUUCAGGUAACUUCACAAUGUCUGAAGGUUUAGCAUCUACAGAAGUUGAAGAGCCACCACUGUUGCCUUCAAUGGAUCCUGAUGGAGAUGCUGCUAUACAUGCAAACAGUCCUCCAUUGCCUCCCUUAAAGUCAUCUCCAUCCAGUCAGGAAAAUUCCAAGAGUUUGAGAUCCCCACCUGGUGUUAACUCCACCCCUAUAUCUGCUAAAUCAGGUCAGUCCAAGACAAUGGGAAGCUGCAGAAGAACAGGAUUGGCCAGAACUCAAGGGAAAACACUACAUAAGAAAAAAUUGAACAAUGAAAAUGACACCAGUGGCAAACAAAAGAAAAUACAAAGUUUCUUCACUCAGUUUACUUAUAAAAAUACAAGUUCCAAAACAGACAAGUUGGCACCAGCGAAACGUCAGCCUCUCUCUCCAAAUAAGGACAAUGCAACACCCGAGGGUGAUCCUGUUAUUCACAGAACAGGUGCUGACACAGUGCAGAGAAAACUUCUCACUUGAUGAUAGUCACUUGAUACAUCUUAAAAUAGAAAAUUAUGUAACACCAGUGCCAUAUCCUCCAUUUGGGAAAAAGGCAAUAGUACAGAGAAGUCAUUUGAACAUGUUUUUGAUAUGCCUGUCAAAAUUGGACCAUAAACUAAUACUUGAGCAGUGCAACAUGGAACUCUGUUAUACAAAGCCACAUGUUAUAUAGAGCAGAGGGAGUUCAAGUAGAGAUUAAUGUUUGAUAAAACAAACUGAUAGAAGUAAUACUUAGAAAUAUUGUGUGAUUAAAUAACUAGUAAAUGUAUAUCAUAUUACAUUUUUUGGAAAAUGUAUCAUGCAGUGACUUCUGACAAAAACAGAUACCUCAUUGGGGGCUCUAUCUUUAACCACUAUUAUACUGUAUGGCAAAGGCCAUGGGUUAUACUCAUAUAAUGAAAAUGGAAAUAUGAUGCAUUUAUAUUUAAAAUCUUGUACAGGAGAUAAAAUGAAUACAAUAAGAACAUAAAUUGAAGAAUUACAAAAAUC
This is a messenger RNA of Owenia fusiformis, 3670 nucleotides long. NCBI's taxonomy places the organism in Eukaryota, Metazoa, Annelida, Polychaeta, Sabellida, Oweniidae. The record is from the annotation of a GenBank genome assembly.